AUGGAGCUGAACCAGACAUCCCCACUUCCUACACCACCCACGCUGACCACCGAUGGAGACGAUCCGUGCAGGAUAGAGGUCACCGACAUGGCCAUAGACACUGUCACGGUGCUCAUCUGCCUCUGUGGGCUGGUGGGGAACGGGGCUGUCCUCUGGCUCCUCGGCUUCCGCAUCCGCAGAAACCCCAUCACCGUCUACAUCCUCAACCUGGCCGUCGCCGACUUCACCUUCCUCCUCUUCAUGGUCGCCUCAGCCCUCAUCUACGUGAUGCGUAACGUCUCCUGCUCCACUGUUGUGUCUAUGAUGUACCUGAGGUCGCUUUUCCUGCUCUCGCUGUUCUCCUACAACAUGGGCCUGUACCUCCUGACGGCCAUCAGCAUCGAGAGGUGCGUGUCCAUCCUCUGCUCCAGCAUCCGCCGCCUCCAGCACCUGUCGGCCGUGGUGUGUGCCCUGCUCUGGGCCCUCUCCAUCAUUGUCAUUGCUGCAGUGACUUCUCUGUGCCUGUUGCACGAGCACGAGCACUGUCGGAUGGCUCUCAUCUCCAUGUACGUCCUCAACUUCCUCAUCUUUGCCCCACCCAUGGUCAUUUCCAAUGUGAUCCUGUUCAUUAAGGUCCUGUGUGGCUCCAAGCGACGUCAACCCAAGAGGCUCUACAUCGUUAUCUUCCUCACCGUCCUCUUCUUUCUCACCUUUGGGGUUCCCCUCAGCAUCUGGAAUUUCCUGCAGCAGUUCAGCUACACCGUCGUGCCCUCCCAGGUUGUUUUCCUGCUCGCCUGCAUCAACAGCAGCAUCAACCCCUUCAUCUACUUCUUGGUGGGGAGCUGCCGGAGGCACUGCUCCUUGGUGUCCCUCCAGGUCGCCUUCCGGAGGGUCUUCGAAGAGACGGGGGUCACCACGAUCUACAGCUAA
Molecule: messenger RNA, 909 nt
Organism: Aptenodytes forsteri (emperor penguin)
Lineage: Eukaryota; Metazoa; Chordata; Aves; Sphenisciformes; Spheniscidae
Product: mas-related G-protein coupled receptor member H
Exons: 1
Coding region: 1-909 (302 amino acids)
Biological process (GO): G protein-coupled receptor signaling pathway
Cellular component (GO): membrane
Molecular function (GO): G protein-coupled receptor activity
Source: RefSeq, a predicted model, not a curated record